UUCAUCCUGCCAUUCUGCAGGGUGCAGAGGAUGGUAGUGUUCCCCCUGUACCAAGGCCUGCUACUGACACUGCUGGACCCAAGGUUUAAAAAUGUGGCUUUUGGAAAUCCUGCCAAAGCCCUGGAUGCUGAAAAGCACAUCACACUGGAGUGUGCUUCACUGAUGCGUUCAAACACAACUCCUGAACCACAAAUGUCAACAUCAGGCCCAUCAUCAACACCAGUUGAAACACAAGACAGUUUAUGGGAACAUUUUGACAAUCGUAUCCGUGAGACCCAGAUGAUACACAAUCCUACAGCUGAUGCCACAGUGGAAGUGAAAAAAUACCUCAGCGAUGCGUUUUUGCCCAGAACUCAUGAUCCUCUAACUUACUGGAAAGAGAGAGCAGUAAUCUUUCCUCAUUUGUAUGUCCUAGCUAAAAAAUAUCUUUGUAUGCCAGCAACAAGUGUCCCUUGUGAGAGAAUUUUUUCAAAGGCUGGAGAAAUUAUCUGUAAAAAGAAGUAGGCUGAGUCCUUCAACA
Molecule: messenger RNA, 520 nt
Organism: Xyrauchen texanus (razorback sucker)
Lineage: Eukaryota; Metazoa; Chordata; Actinopteri; Cypriniformes; Catostomidae
Product: zinc finger BED domain-containing protein 4-like
Exons: 2
Coding region: 31-504 (157 amino acids)
Molecular function (GO): protein dimerization activity
Source: RefSeq, a predicted model, not a curated record